Messenger RNA from Protopterus annectens (West African lungfish), 4738 nucleotides. It is a transcript of the gene GRM7, whose product is annotated as glutamate metabotropic receptor 7. The coding region runs from base 932 to 3649 and encodes 905 amino acids. The record is from RefSeq and is a predicted model, not a curated record. NCBI's taxonomy places the organism in Eukaryota, Metazoa, Chordata, Ceratodontiformes, Protopteridae. Gene Ontology annotation, cellular component: membrane. Gene Ontology annotation, molecular function: group III metabotropic glutamate receptor activity. Gene Ontology annotation, biological process: regulation of synaptic transmission, glutamatergic; G protein-coupled glutamate receptor signaling pathway. The transcript is spliced from 10 exons.
AGGUUUUGGUGACUCUUAGCUGUGGCUGCUGACUGCGGUUAGCCCAUUACACUUGCUUAUGACUGAGCUCUUUUACCUCCAAACACUAAGGCAGCGGAUUUCUUAAAUGUUCGUUUCGUUUGGGGUGGAGUUGAAAAGAAGCGUCACUGCUCUUAGGGAGGAUAGCAUUCAGUUCAAUACUCGCUCACUGUGCCUCUCUCUUCCCCUACUGAGUCCUUCUCUCUCCCUCUGUUUUUCUUACCUAUUCUCUGUCUCUCUCAGUAUUUUAAGGUAUUUAUUUUGCCACAGGGUGUCCUGGCUGUAAGCUACUCUGCAUACUUGAGAGAUCCCUGGUCCCUAGGCUGAGAGAGACGGACGGCUGCGGCGAAGAUGCCAAGAUCAGUAUUGGAACCUCUUCUGCAGAAACCGUUUGUAAGAGCUAAGUAGGACAGUUCCUGCGUUGGAUUUAAGCGCCAUCCCUCCCCUGUCUGGGAGGGAAGCUGUAUAUAGUAUAUCGGUGAUGUGUAUGUCCAUUUCUACAACUACAACAGCACUCCGUAAACAGCACUUUUUAUACCUGAUUUUUGUAACAACGAGCGAUAAUUAUAAAUUGCACCCUACCUCAGUGCUGUUUUCCCAAAUGAUGAAAUACUGAAUUUCUAAUUUAAGGCGAACUACAGCAGUUCCAGCUGUCCUUCGUACAAAGCUCAGGUUAACCCAGCAGGGAUUCUAGAGAACAUCUUUGGAAACCAGUGCUCCUUCCAUUUGGCGUCUAACAGGCGUGCAGCACACAACAUGGGAUACUAUUGUCGGUAGCUUAGAUGCCUGGAACAGAUAUACCAUGUCGCUCUUCGGUAUCAUUACCCAUGUAACUUGGCUACACGGUCUCUAAAUGGUGCCUUUACAAACUUUUUUGUUUGAAUCACGAUCACUGCAAAGUUAGUCCAGCAUCAUGCUUCAUUUUGGAACAUGGCUCUCUUUUUCUACUUUACUUAGAUUGUUCUGCUAUGCAGAGACACUGUUUAGUUUGGUUAGUGGGCAGGAUCUAUAUUUCAUCAAAACAAAGGGAGAAAUCAUCUUGGGUGGCCUUUUUCCGGUUCAUGCCAAGGGGAUCCCUGGAGUGCCUUGUGGGGAUAUUAAGAAGGAACAUGGGAUUCACAGACUGGAAGCUAUGUUAUACGCCUUGGACCAGAUUAAUAGUGACCCGUUCCUUCUACCAAACAUCUCUCUAGGAGCGAUGAUUCUUGACACCUGCUCUAGGGACACAUAUGCUUUGGAGCAGUCUCUUUGGUUUGUUCAGGCUCUUAUCCAAAAAGACACAUCGGAUGUUCGGUGCACCAAUGGAGAACCUCCGGUGAUUAACAAGCAAGACAAAGUAGUCGGAGUGAUAGGAGCAUCUGCCAGUUCUGUUUCCAUUAUGGUUGCUAAUAUUUUAAGACUCUUCCAGAUUCCACAAAUCAGUUAUGGGGCAACAGCUCCAGAACUAAGUGAUGACAGACGCUAUGAUUUCUUCUCUCGUGUAGUGUCUCCUAACACAUUCCAAGCCCAGGCUAUGGUGGAUAUCGUCAAGGCUCUAGGCUGGAAUUUUGUGUCAACAAUUGCAUCGGAAGGAAGUUAUGGAGAAAAAGGAGCAGAGGCUUUUGCCCAAUUGUCUAAAGAAGCAGGUGGUGUUUGCAUUUCACAAUCACUGAAAAUUCCACAUGAGCCCCAGCAUGGAGACUUUGAUGAAAUCAUCAGCAAGCUUCGGGAAGCACCAAAUGUCCGGGCUGUAAUUGUUUUUGCAAAUGAAGAUGACAUCCGGGAGCUCCUUGCUGCAGUACGAAGAGCCAAUAAAAUGGAUAAUUUUUUGUGGGUGGGUUCAGAUACAUGGGGGUCAAAGACCAAUCCACUAGCAGGAUAUGAAGAUAUUGCUGAAGGUGCUAUAACCAUUUUCCCAAAAAAAGCAAAAGAUGAAGGAUUUGAUACUUACUUUACAGGCCGUACCUUGGAAAACAACAGAAGAAAUGUAUGGUUUGCAGAAUUCUGGGAAGAAAACUUUAACUGCAAGUUAACCAUAACUGGUUCUAAAAAGGAGGAUACAGAUCGUAAAUGCACUGGUCAAGAGAGAAUAGGAAAAGACGCAGUCUACGAGCAGGAAAGUAAAGUUCCACUUGUAAUUGAUGCUGUGUAUGCCAUGGCCCAUGCUUUGCAUAACAUGCAGAGAGAUCUCUGCCCAGAUUACCCUGGAGUGUGCCCAGAGAUGGAACAAGCUGGAGGAAAGAAAUUACUCAAGUACAUUCGCAAUGUCUCGUUUAAUGGCAGUGCUGGCACUCCUGUGAUGUUUAAUAAAAAUGGGGAUGCUCCUGGGCGUUAUGAUAUCUUUCAGUACCAGAUUCUGAAUGGAACUACCCCAGGCUAUCAUCAGAUUGGUCAAUGGAUGGAUGAACUCCAGCUAAAUAUUGAUGAAAUGCAAUGGCCAGGAACAGACCACGAGAUCCCUACUUCAAUUUGUAGUAAGGCAUGCAAAGUUGGACAGAGAAAGAAAGUAACUAAGGGAAUGCCAUGCUGCUGGAACUGUGAGCUCUGUGACGGAUACCAAUACCAACAUGAUGAGUUUACCUGCUCAGUAUGUGGAUAUGGCAUGCGUCCCAAUGAAAAUCGCACUGGCUGCCGACCUAUACCUAUCAUAAAACUGGAAUGGCAUUCUCCUUGGGCUGUCAUCCCUGUCUUCUUGGCUAUGCUUGGAAUUAUUGCCACCAUUUUUGUCAUGGCAACGUUUAUUCGAUAUAAUGAUACACCAAUAGUACGAGCUACUGGGAGAGAACUUAGCUAUGUAUUACUAACUGGAAUAUUCUUUUGUUAUAUUAUCACAUUCCUGAUGAUUGCAAAGCCAAAUGUUGUUAUAUGUUCAUUCCGUCGUAUCUUUCUAGGCUUGGGCAUGUGCAUCAGUUACGCAGCCCUGCUGACAAAAACAAAUCGCAUUUACCGUAUAUUUGAACAAGGCAAGAAAUCUGUGACUGCACCAAGGCUAAUAAGUCCGAGCUCACAGCUAGUAAUCACAUUCAGUUUGAUUUCCCUUCAGCUUCUAGGAGUUUUCAUAUGGUUCAGAGUUGAUCCUCCUAAUACUGUCAUAGAUUAUGACAAACAGAUGCCUUCAGACCCUGAACAAGCCCGGGGAGUCCUGAAAUGUGACAUUUCAGAUCUACAGAUUAUUUGUUCAUUGGGAUAUAGCAUUCUUCUAAUGGUCACAUGCACUGUCUAUGCGAUAAAGACACGAGGUGUACCUGAGAACUUCAAUGAAGCAAAACCAAUAGGAUUUACAAUGUACACAACCUGUAUAGUAUGGCUUGCCUUCAUUCCUAUAUUUUUUGGAACUGCACAAUCAGCUGAAAAGCUCUACAUACAGACAACCACCUUAACAAUAUCCAUGAAUUUAAGUGCGUCCGUGGCACUGGGAAUGCUUUAUGUGCCGAAGGCGUAUAUCAUAAUUUUCCAUCCAGAGCAAAAUGUUCAAAAGAGGAAGAGAAGCUUCAAAGCAGUUGUGACAGCAGCUACAAUGUCUUCACGAUUAUCUCACAAAACAAGUGACAGGCCAAAUGGGGAAGCAAAAACAGAACUCUGUGAAAAUGUAGACCCAAACAGUCCUGCAGCAAAAAAGAAAUAUGUCAGUUACAAUAACUUGGUGAUUUAAUGCAGUCCUUCCAUGGACAACCCGGAGUAUGAUGUCCUUCAAAAAUUCGGUCACCCAGUCAGGUGAAGGCCUCUUCCAGUCCUCCACCGUACUGUCACUGGAGGAGACUGAGGACCAGGCAGUAACCAUGGAGACCAGUAUUAAAGGACCCAAGUGUUUUUAAACAGCUGCUUUUGACUGCUUCCUUGAACAUUAUUGGCUUUAUAAGUCACUGGCACUGCCAAUCUGCUGUCAGCUUGGACCUUGUCUGUCAACAAGAGCUAAGACAAAUAUUCUCACCACAUAUGGUGAACUGCAUUCAGUAACAAUGACUUCACAGGGGGCUAUUCUGUCUUUCAAUGUACUUCCAGACUGCAAGUUUCUUACAAUUUUCUGUACAGUUUGUGAGGACUUUUAUUCAUGUGCUAUCAUUUUUUGUCAUUUCAGUUUCAUUGUUUGCUUUUGAAUGCACAUUUAUAUUAAAGCCAUAUUCUAUCUCUAAUUUCAAAUAUUUAAAAAUUUCGAGAGAGAUAAAAUCAUUUUUGUACAGUUCUAAUUGUGUCAUUGAAGUCUCUAGAAUCGGAAAGGAUUGUUCAAGAACAGCAAGUAGAAUAUUGUUGAGGAUAGGAAAGGACUUUAUUUUUCAAAUGUGAUAAUUUUUUUAAGAAGCAGAAAAUUAGUAAAUGAAAUUUCUUGGAUCUAAAUGUUAAGAAUGCAUGCCCAGUAUGGUAAUUUAAGUGUUAUUCACUUCAGUUAAACAUUGGCUUUGUGUUUUGUUUCAUGACCUUGUUCCAAUAAAACUAGUUACAAUAUUGUUUUAAUAAUUCCAAAGUUAUCAAAAAGACAGAAUAUGGCUUUAAAUUGUCUUGAGAUUCCUGUCUAUGCCCCAGAUUAUGGAAUGGUGUGAUUAAAGAACUGAAAAGCAUGUAUGUUUUAUACAGUUUGUAAUGAGUAAUUUGUUAUUUUUGCUGCUUUUGUGCUGAUACGGUGAAAAAAACAAUUUCUGCAUUUCUUUUGCCACACAUUCUGUAAAAUCAGUUAUGUGAUCUUGUCCAAGAAUGUAUCAGUAUAAAAUAAAACCAUUUGGUUAUCCUUUUUUAUUCCCAGCAA